AGGUAUUGUUAAUAAGCGUGGAACCACUGGUAAAUUGAUGGCGGGAUCAGUCAUUGAAUGGGGACGUUUCUUACUUGUGGGAGAAGUGCUAUGGUGAAAAUUUGGAGGGGUAGAAAACAGGUGGUAGGUUAAAUUUGGAGAAGGGAAGACACGAGAGGAAGUCAAAAUAAUUGAAUAUACUAGAAAGCUCACGGUUGUGAGUGGCGAGGAAAAGCAGACAAUUUUCUAAUAGCAAUCACAGAAAUGCAGCGUUUAUCAUUUCAUCAACUAGUUGAGCUGUACAGUAACGUAGAUGACAUCACUGCACCAGGAAUUAUUAUUUUAAUAGAAAUGAAGCCAAAGGUUAAAAAAAACGCUCGCCCAUUUAUUUGCUAUUAUGAUUUAAGUAACAGAUAACAGACACGAAUACUGAUUGUGUAUUCAAACAUUCGCCUGUAAAUACUUAAUACAUUUUAAACAAAUUUCCAAACUUCUUACUGUUGCAAAUUCCACAAGGACAAGAAGAUGGGUGAGUGGGGAGAGAAUGGACGACCAGUCAGUGAAGGCAUGAAAUGUAAAAGUUACCUCCGCUUGCUGGUCGAAACAGCAGCUACGCGGAGUUUAGAUCACCUUUAUGCGUUAAGCUUUCGGCUGCGCACUAAACAAACUUCCUUUCCUUUUAAAUGGCAUCUCCUCUCCGGUAUGAUAUUAACUUAAAUUUCCAACAUGGUAGGUGAGGUUGUUGUUGAACAGCCCGUUGUUGUCAUGUCCCCGCAGUGCCGGUAGUGGUGCUGUAAGGAGAGUCUGCUGAUGACUGAACUAAAAACCCCAGCAGCUCUUUCCUGCUAAAUUCUGUUGGAGAUAAACUACAUUUAGAUGCAUCAAGGAAUCAAACUAAAUGAUAUCCCGGUAGUGAAACGGAAUUCUAUGUUAAAAAUAACGAAUAUCAGUGCAUAAUUAGUCCGGUUGAUUAUAAUAAGCCUUUACGGACUCUAUCCGGAGUGUACACCGUGCACAGCACAUACCAAUUGAAGGUAAGCGGAUCUGUUGUAAAGCCUGGGGCUCGAGUGGAAGAAGAACCCGAGGUACUGUGGAAGACGAGGCCGUCGCCGCUGCUACCCGAGGCCGGGGGAUUACAAGCUGAUGUUCUCAAGGACAAGAGUCACGUGAUGUAUGAAGGCAAACACAUACACUUCUCUGAGGUGGACAACAAGCCGUUGUGCUCAUACAGCCCGAAGCUGUGCAAGCAGCGACGACUCAACGGCUAUGCCUUCUGUAUCCGCCACGUCCUGGAGGACAAGACCGCCCCCUUCAAGCAAUGUGAAUAUGUGGCCAAGUACAACAGCCAACGUUGCACCAAUCCCAUCCCCAAGUCAGAAGACCGCAGAUACUGUAACAGCCACCUGCAGGUGCUGGGGUUCAUCCCCAAGAAGGAGCGCAAGAAGAAGCACGACGCGCUGGAGGAGAUGCGCUCGCGGCCCCACCUGGAGUCCGUGGCCCUCAACAUCACGGUGCCCUCGCUGGCCCUGAAGACGCCCAACGGGCUGGACGAGCGGCCGGCCUCGCCCCCGCGGGCGGGCCUGCUGAGGCUGUCGGAGGUGGAGCUGCUGGACCCCUUCGCCUUCCAGGAGGACGAGGCGGACGGGGAGGAGGGCGCCGCCCGGAAGGGCUCGGCCGUCAGGAAGAAGCUGCAGAGCCGGCUGGCGCUGAACCAGGCGCUGCGGCUGCGCGAGGCCGACCUCCUCCCCAAAGCGCCGCCGCCGCCGCCGCCGGAGCACCUCAGCCCCCCGCCCGCCCCCAGCCUGCGGCCGCCGCCCCCCUCGCCCACGCGGGCCCGCCCCCACCUCGCCCCCCAGCAGCAGCAGCAGCAGCCGGCGGCGGCGAUCCUCCCGCAGGCCCAGCGCCCCUACCUGCCCCCCGCCUGCCCCCCCGCACUGCAGCAGGGUUUAAUAUGCAAGCCAGCACCACCUCAGACCGGCGUCCCGCCCCCUCCCGGGCUGCCGCCCGGCGCCGCCCACGGCCCGGCGCAGUCCGCCGCCGGUCCCUCUCUCGGCAGGAAGGCCCCGCCCCCGGUCCCGCCCAGCCCGGGCGGGGCCUGGGAGGGCCCGCAGCGCGCGGUGAUCAUGCGCGCCGCCGCGUUCGCGCCCCCGCCCGCCUGCUUGGCGCGGCUGCAGCGCCUGGUGCAGCUCUGCUCUCAGCGACAGCAGCAACACGGAGACCUCUUCCCUCACCUAGGGCUGGACUGGUCUGAAGACAGUGCGGAGGAUGAGGACGAAAUGGAAAGAGUUCCUCCCUAUCAGUAUUCCUGUAGGCUUCAGGAAAGAUGCUUACAGGACAACUCGGACGAAGAGGCCGACGGCUCGCGCAGCACCAGGCUGGCCCGCCUGUGCUCGUACCUGCAGCAGAAGUACAAGCACCUGUGCAGGCAGGAGCGGGCGGCCAUGCGCCAGAAGAGAUACCGCUAUGCCUUCCGCAAAGCCCUGCUGCGCGCGGCCAGCAAGGACCCCGACUGCACCGGCCAGCUGAUCCAGGAACUGCACAGGGCUUCCCAGACGCCUUCCAGCGCACAGUCAGCAGUGCAGCGGGACGCGGAGUCUGGGCUCUGCACGGGACACACUAAAGGCCAGGCCUGCGAGAGUCGAGCGCUGCCUUUCACCCGACACUGCUUCCAGCACAUCCUGCUGAACCGCUCCCAGCAGCUCUUCACCAGCUGCACCGCCAAGUUCGCCGACGGGCAGCAGUGCGCCAUCCCCGUGUUCGACAUCACGCACCAGACGCCCCUCUGUGACGAGCAUGCCAAAAAAAUGGAUAAUUUCCUUCGCGGGGACAGCAACCGCAGGGUGCAGCAGCACCACCAGCAGCAGCAGCACCACCAGCAGCAGCAGCAGCAUCAGCAGCAGCAGCAGCAGCAGCGCAAGCCGCGCAAGAAGACCAAACCGCCGGCGCUCACCAAGAAACACAAGAAGAAGCGGAGGAGAGGCCCGCGGCGGCCGCAGAAGCCCAUCCCGCCCGCCCUGCCGCAGGGCAACCUGGGCAUGCCCUCCAGCCUGGCGCUGCCCUCCCAGAGCGCCAGCAUCAGGAGUCCUUCGACCCCAGACCUGAGUACAGACGAGCUUCCCGACGACAUCACCAAUGACAUCACAGACAUUCCGAACGACCUGGAGCUCAACCAGGAGGAUUUCUCGGACGUGCUGCCCAGGCUUCCAGACGACCUGCAGGACUUCGAUCUGUUUGAAGGUAAGAACGGAGAGCUGCUGCCCACCACAGAGGAAGCGGAGGAGCUGGUGCGGGCGCUGCAGGCCAUGAGCUCCUACACGGACUCCUUGGUGUGCCUGAGCUCCAUGGGGGAGCUGACGCAGUCGGACGCGGUGGACCACCGCACCAUGGCCGUGUUCUCGGGGCCCGGGGUCCAGGGCGGGGCCAUGGGGGACCUGCUGAACGGCCGCAUCCCCGCCGAGAACUUCUCCAGCCUGGAGCUGGACGAGAACCUGCUGCACCCCGCGGGGGAGCACUUCCCCCCCGCCCCGUCGCCCCACACGCCCGCCCCUCCCCCGCCGCCUCUCCCCCCCUCCUCCUCCGCGGCCGCCACCCUCCUCGCGCAGGGCCCCAUGGCGGAGCCGCCCUUCCCGCGGACGCACCCCUCCCACCUCCUGGCCAAGCCGGAGGUGCCCGCCUCCUCGCCGCACGGCAGCCACUACAGCAGCGAGCACGUGCCCUCGCCCUACAGCGACCACAUCUCCUCCCCCCACGCCGCUGCCGCCUCCUUCCAGACCGACUCGCCCCUGCUGCUGGAGGUCCCCCUGGGCGGGGUGCCCCCCCGCUCCCCCUGGAACAGCCUCCCGCUCCCCCUGACGGACCCGGCGCAGUUCGGCAACCUGGUGGGCCCCGAGGGCCACCUGCUGUCCACGUCGCUGUCCACGCCCCCCUCCAGCGCCGCGCACUCCCUCACCCUGCGGCCCACCGCCGCCCUCUCGGCGCUCCCCCAGGGGGCGCUGACGGGGCUGGCCCUGCCCCCCGCCUCCACCUCCACCUCCUCCCCGCCCUCCUCCUCCUCCUCCAUCUCCGUCUCCUCCUCCUCGGCGUCCUCGGCCCCCCUCGAGCUCCUGGCCUCGGGCCAGCCCAAGCAGCAGCUGCCCCAGUUCAGCGCCGCCUUCGGCCACCAGCUGGCCGCGCACAGCGGCAUCCCCAAGGACGUGCAGCCCAGCCACAGCUCCACGGCGCCCCCCUCAGGCUUCUCCAUCGCCAGCGCCACGGCCGCCAGCGCCAACAGCGCCAUGCCCCCCUUCACCACGCAGUGACCUCCGAGAUCCUUCUCGCGGUAAAUCCUGGGAUUUGGCUCCUCUCCCGCCCCUCACUUUCCGCCAUCUUCCCCCCCAGCCCGGGCACUUCUGCACUGCGGUUUGAGCGGUCAUGGAUGCCGAUGUCUCUCAAGGCACC
Molecule: messenger RNA, 4416 nt
Organism: Anguilla anguilla (European eel)
Lineage: Eukaryota; Metazoa; Chordata; Actinopteri; Anguilliformes; Anguillidae
Product: INO80 complex subunit D-like
Exons: 10
Coding region: 1149-4277 (1042 amino acids)
Cellular component (GO): nucleus
Source: RefSeq, a predicted model, not a curated record